AUGCCGGCGGUGGGCCUGGGAACCCGCAAACCCAGGAAGCCGCGGCAGGCCUACGAGACCGUCAAGGCCGCGCUGGCCGUGGGAUAUCGACACCUCGACUCCGCGGCCCGGUAUAACAACGAGGACCAGGUGGGCGAGGCUGUGCGGGAUUCGGGGCUGCGGCGCGAGGACAUCUGGGUCACCACAAAAGUUGAAAAUGCCUGGCAUCACCACGUGGCGGAGCCAGUGGACCGGUCGAUGGCCGUGCUGGGAUUCGACUAUAUCGAUCUUCCUCUCGUGCACUGGCCCAUCGCCGUGUCACUCGAGGAGGAUCCCUCCACCGCCAUGCCGAGCUGGGAGUUCACGCACACCUGGCAGGAGAUGCAGCGCGUCCUCGCCUCCGGCCGCGUGCGCAACGUUGGCGUGUCCAACUUUGGCAUCCGAAACCUGAAAAAGCUGCUGUCUGAUCCGGCGUGCUAUGUGGUUCCGGCGGUGAACCAGAUCGAGGUAUGUGUUUCCUGCGUCCUUGUCAUGCUGACUGGAUUCCCUUCCCCUCCCCCACCCCGCAGCCCUUCUCCCGCCCCGGCUGAAUUUUUUUCUAGCUGCACCCCAGCUGUCCAUGCAUCCGUUUGGUGGUUCUGCCAGAAACGGGGAAUCCAUUGCACGGCGUAUUCUCCGCUGGCCUUUGAGUUACCCCAACUGCAUGAGAGCGCGGCGCUGGCCGAGCUUUGCAAGCGCACGUCCAAAACGCUGCUGCAAAUCCUCAUCGUGUGGGGUCUUCGUCUUCUCCAAGUAUUCCUGUACUCUCCACUUCCGUAA
Messenger RNA from Aspergillus novofumigatus IBT 16806, 798 nucleotides. Its product is annotated as Aldo/keto reductase. Gene Ontology annotation, cellular component: cytosol. Lineage: Eukaryota; Fungi; Ascomycota; Eurotiomycetes; Eurotiales; Aspergillaceae. The record is from RefSeq and is a predicted model, not a curated record. Gene Ontology annotation, molecular function: aldose reductase (NADPH) activity. The transcript is spliced from 2 exons. Bases 1 to 798 code for a protein of 265 amino acids.